UGAGUCCUAUAUAAGUUUGCAAAUUAGAAAAAGCUUGACCUUUAUCCUAAAGCCUCACUCUUGCCACACGCCUCACAAACCAUGACCUCAUUAGGGUUACAAAACGUGACUGGCAUCAAUGUUCUUUUCAAAGAGGGUCCAAAAGUCAAUGCAAAGUUUGAACUGAAGCCGCCCCCAUAUCCACUGAAUGGUUUGGAGCCUGUGAUGAGCCAGCAGACACUUGAGUUUCACUGGGGGAAGCACCACAGGACUUAUGUGGAAAAUCUGAAAAAGCAAGUUGUUGGGACAGAGCUUGAUGGGAAGUCACUGGAAGAGAUUAUAGUCACUUCAUACAAUAAGGGUGACAUUCUUCCAGCUUUCAACAAUGCAGCACAGAUAUGGAACCAUGACUUCUUCUGGGAGUGCAUGAAACCAGGUGGAGGUGGAAAACCAACUGGGGAACUUCUAGAACUGAUUGAAAGAGACUUUGGUUCAGUUGAAAAAUUCCUUGAUGAGUUUAAGGCUGCUGCUGCAACACAAUUCGGUUCAGGAUGGGCCUGGCUUGCAUAUAGAUCAAGCAAACUUGAUGGGGAAAAUGCUGCAAAUCCUCCUUCAGCUGAUGAGGACAACAAGCUAGUGGUGAUCAAGAGUCCCAAUGCUGUGAACCCCCUUGUCUGGGGAGGUUAUUAUCCACUUCUUACCAUUGAUGUUUGGGAGCAUGCUUACUACCUUGAUUUUCAGAACCGGCGCCCUGAUUAUAUAUCAGUGUUCAUGGAUAAGCUUGUUUCUUGGGAUGCAGUGAGUUCUAGACUUGAGCAAGCUAAGGCUUUAAGUGCAUGAUGUUGACUUGGAUGGUGUGAUGUGCAAUGAGUGAAUUAUUUCUAUCUAGAUAAUGUAAUAUGCACAUCCUUUGCACUUUAGAUACAUGUAGUAUGAGGGUUAAAUCUCUUCAUCCUGCAGAUUAUGUUCUAUGAUCAGAAAUCUUGUUUAUGGUUAUCUUUCACUAUGUAACAAUAAGAUUGUUUAUGCAUAAACAAUCAGCAAAACAAUAUUCUAUGAUGUACAACUUUUUCUCAUGACUUAUAUGGGACCUUACCUUCUUGUUUGAUUUAUAAA
Messenger RNA from Vigna angularis (adzuki bean), 1095 nucleotides. RefSeq names its product superoxide dismutase [Fe], chloroplastic. The coding region runs from base 82 to 819 and encodes 245 amino acids. Gene Ontology annotation, cellular component: chloroplast nucleoid. Lineage: Eukaryota; Viridiplantae; Streptophyta; Magnoliopsida; Fabales; Fabaceae. Gene Ontology annotation, molecular function: metal ion binding; superoxide dismutase activity. The record is from RefSeq and is a predicted model, not a curated record. Gene Ontology annotation, biological process: superoxide metabolic process. The transcript is spliced from 9 exons.